AUGUCUCAUACCAGUUUGACCAAUGACGACAGCUAUAGAUCGGAGUUCAAUAGAAAUGCGUUUAUAGAUUCAGAUACAUCGUCAUACGAUCGUGUUCAAGUAACAAAAGAUGAUAAUUCAAACAACAAUUUGGUUAAAAAAGAACAAGAGGAAAAACAGAAUGAAGGUGAGAAGAAAUUAUCUCAUUUACAAACUGCCCGAGGACCAAAUGCUCGUCGGGUAUCAAAUGUUAUUGAUACGCAUGCAUUACGUGAGUCGGAUACAUUAACAAUCCGUGAUAAACGAGUACGGCUCAUGACAGUUAAUUAUCAUGAAUUACUUGAACAAAUUGGCGAAAAUCCAACUCGACAAGGUCUUUUAAAAACACCAGAACGAGCAGCUGAAGCAAUGUUAUUCUUUACAAAAGGUUACGAGGAAAAUCUACAGGAUGUUGUUGGAGAUGCAAUAUUUGAUGAGGCAUACGAUGAAAUGGUUGUGCUGAAAAAUAUCGAUAUAUUCUCCCUAUGUGAACAUCAUUUAGUUCCAUUUUACGGGAAGGUGUCAGUUGGCUAUUUACCGAAAAAUCGUGUUAUCGGUUUAAGUAAAAUAGCGAGAAUAGUCGAGAUAUUUAGCAGAAGGCUUCAAGUUCAAGAACGUUUGACAAAACAAAUAGCUGAAGCCAUUGACGAAGCGCUUAAUCCACAAGGUGUCGGCGUCAUUAUUGAAUGCGUGUAA
Messenger RNA from Didymodactylos carnosus, 714 nucleotides. The record is from the annotation of a GenBank genome assembly. Lineage: Eukaryota; Metazoa; Rotifera; Eurotatoria; Philodinida; Philodinidae.